AUGGUAAUCUGGAAUCUCUGGCAGAGGCGUCUGGCAGUUCACAGAGGACAAGGGACAAUGGCUGGUGACAGCAAGAAAACUGUCCUCAUAACUGGGUGCUCAUCGGGCAUUGGGCUUCAGAUUGCAGCUCAGCUGGCAAAGGAUCCUCAAGAACGUUACUAUGUAAUAGCCACCAUGAGAGACCUGGGGAAGAGUGGCAAGCUGGAAGCAGAGGUGGGAGAGUUUCUCAACAAGACUCUGGUGAUCAGACAGUUGGAUGUGACCAAAGAGGAUUCAGUCAAGCAUUGUCUGGAUGCCCUUCCGGGUCAGAGGAUUGACAUCCUGGUGAAUAAUGCGGGCGUUGGGCAGAUUGGGCCUAUAGAGAGCUUGUCCAUGGAGGACAUGAGGAAGGUGUUUGAAACCAAUUUUUUUGGGGUUGUGCAUCUGAUUAAAGCGGUCCUUCCUGGGAUGAAGAAACGUGGGAGCGGCCAUAUUGUGGUAAUCAGCAGUGUUGUGGGACUUCAAGGGGUGAUAUUCAAUGAUAUUUAUUCUGCAUCAAAAUUCGCCAUUGAGGGAUUCUGCGAAUGUCUGGCUGUCCAACUGUUAAAAUUUAACAUUUUUGUCUCCAUGAUAGAACCAGGCCCUGUGAACACAGAGUUUGAGAUGAAGCUAAUGGAAGAAGUGUCCCGCUCCGACUUCCCUGGUGCAGACGCUGACACCAUACGCUACUUUAAAGACAUCUAUCUCCCUUCAGCCCAUGAGAUCUUCUCCAGCAUAGGGCAGACACCUGAGGCAGUGGCAGAGGCAACAGUGAAAGUGAUUGGAAUGCGACAGCCGGUGUUUCGUCAUCAAACCAAUGUUCUCUACACCCCACUUACGGCCAUGAAGUAUGCUGACAACACUGGGAAUCUAUCGAUCAGGACCUUCUAUAACCUGCUCUUCAACUACGGCACCCUCUUCCACUUCAGUCUUGGCUUCUUGAGGUGCAUCACCUGCAACUGCUUCCGUAGGAGGGUGAUGCCGGUGUGAAGAUGCCAUGGUGCCAACAGUGACCAGUUAGCACCUAUUUGUCAUGCUUUCCCUAAUGCAAACAGCUAUUGUUUGCAGUGCUUUUCAUUACAGUUGAAACAGGGCAAGAUUGUCCUCUGCUUCUUUUGUAUGGAAAGAUGCUUCAUAGAGCCCUCAAGACUUUUCCUCGGCACACAAUGACAAAAUGAUGACGCAAAUAACCUUUUUUUUAAUAGAUUGUGUCGUUGAAUCUCCUUAACAAAAUAAUUUUGUCUGCAUAGGGUUCUAAUUUAUUUCCCAGCAUGCAAAGCUUUUGCAACUCAAGCUCAACUGACUGGUGCUCAGCAAUGAAAGGUUGUGCCAGCUGCAUCACAGAAGGCAUUUCCUGGGGAAGAUCCUGCCCUUUUUGCCAGGUUCAUUAUUCAUUAUGCACAUGGCUGAAUCCAAUAUCACAGACUUAAAUUAUAUACAGUGAGACACUAACCCUUCUUCUCUUUCCUUCUCACUAACUUUAUGAACAGCAGGUGGCGCUGUUGU
Xenopus laevis (African clawed frog) is the source of this 1524-nucleotide messenger RNA. It is a transcript of the gene rdh8.L, whose product is annotated as retinol dehydrogenase 8 L homeolog. The record is from RefSeq and is a predicted model, not a curated record. The transcript has 6 exons. Lineage: Eukaryota; Metazoa; Chordata; Amphibia; Anura; Pipidae. The coding region runs from base 1 to 1008 and encodes 335 amino acids.